Messenger RNA from Juglans regia (Persian walnut), 1736 nucleotides. RefSeq names its product transducin beta-like protein 2. The record is from RefSeq and is a predicted model, not a curated record. Gene Ontology annotation, molecular function: protein binding. The coding region runs from base 127 to 1434 and encodes 435 amino acids. NCBI's taxonomy places the organism in Eukaryota, Viridiplantae, Streptophyta, Magnoliopsida, Fagales, Juglandaceae. The transcript has 10 exons.
UCCCUUAAUCCAUCCAACGUGAUCGCAUGCUCGCUCGGUCGCUCCUCCAAACGCAUACAAACCAUAAACCCCACAAAUUCCCCUUUUCCAUUUCCCAUUUUCCCGAAUCACAAACCGGGUCACGAUAUGGAUCAGGUUCUUACAGUUAUGGUAAUUUCGGUUCUGCUCGGCGCUGUAAUCGCCCUCUCCUUCUUCACGAGCUACUUUGGCAAGCGAAGAUCAGAGGUCCAGUCUAUCGCGAAAGCGGAGUCCCAGUCGGAUCCGAAGAAGCACCAGAGGCCUCCUCAACCCAAGAAGUCUCACUCCAAAGCUCACUCCCAUUCUGCCGCUGACAAGGAUCAAAACAAACGGCAUCAUCCAUUGGAUUUGAAUACUUUGAAGGGUCAUGGCGAUUCGGUCACUGGGAUAUGUUUUUCCUUUGAUGGGCGAAGUUUGGCAACAGCUUGCGCUGAUGGAGUGGUCAGGGUGUUCAAGUUGGAGGAUGCUUCAAGUAGAGGCUUCAAGUUUCUGAGAAUUAAUUUGCCUGCUGGGGGCCAUCCAACAGCAGUUGCAUUCUCCGAUGAGGUGUCAUCUAUAGUUGUUGCUUCUCAGACACUUACCGGUUCUUCUUUAUACAUGUAUGGAGAGGAAAAGCCCAAAGCUUCUAAUGAAACUAAACAACAACCCAAGCUUCCUCUGCCAGAAAUUAAAUGGGAACAUCACAAAGUCCAUGAGAAAAGAGCUAUUCUGACUCUUGUUGGAACCACUGCAAGCUUUGGAAGUGCUGAUGGAAGUACAAUUCUUGUUUCUUGUUCAGAAGGCACUGAUAUCAUGCUUUGGCAUGGAAGAACUGGGAAGAUUUUGGGAAAUGUUGAUACAAAUCAGUUGAAAAAUAACAUGGCUGCCAUAUCACCAAAUGGGCGUUUUAUUGCUGCUGCAGCUUUUACUGCAGACGUGAAGGUCUGGGAAAUUGUAUACUCAAAGGAUGGUUCAGUCAAGGAGGUUUUAAAGGCUAUGCAGCUUAAAGGGCAUAAGAGUGCAGUAACUUGGUUAUGCUUCUCUCCUAACUCAGAGCAAAUCAUCACAGCUUCCAAAGAUGGUUCAGUUAGAAUUUGGAAUAUCAAUGUUCGGUAUCAUCUUGAGGAGGAUCCAAAGACUCUGAAGGUGUUUCCGAUUCCACUUCAUGACUCAAGUGGUGCUACUUUACACUAUGAUCGUCUCUGUAUAUCCCCUGAUGGAAGGAUAUUGGCAGCAACCCAUGGUUCGACAUUGCAGUGGUUAUGUAUAGAAUCUGGGAAGGUUUUGGACACAGCUGACAAAGCACAUGAUGGUGACAUCACAUGCAUCUCAUGGGCACCUAUGACCAUUCCUAUGGGAGAUGGACAAGUUUUGGUUUUAGCAACGGCCAGUGUUGACAAGAAAGUGAAGUUGUGGGCGGCUCCAUCAACCCACUGAUCCUAAAGGAAUCGGGAAUUGUAUGAAGCGUCAGAUGAAGAAGCUUUGGAUCAUACAUAACAUAUUGCAUUAGCUAUCUUGUCUAGUUAGUAGUUAUCAACCUCAUUUCUUUCAAGAGUUGAUAUUUCCAUCAUAUAUACAAGCUACAUACACUCAUUCUAGGUGCUAGGUAAAAUACAAGGCAUUCAGGAGCAUAAACUUGAGAAACCAUCAUUUUCUUUUUUCAGUUGUAUUGUUUAAUUGUGCUCAAAUUUUGGUAACAAAGUUCUAUGAAAGACUUUGGAGGUAAUGUUUGAAUUGUA